Molecule: messenger RNA, 3885 nt
Organism: Closterium sp. Naga37s-1
Lineage: Eukaryota; Viridiplantae; Streptophyta; Zygnematophyceae; Desmidiales; Closteriaceae
Source: the annotation of a GenBank genome assembly
AUGCCCUCCCAGGACGCCCCAGAGUGUCGCGAUGCUCUCCCCGGACGCCCCAGAGCGUCGCGAUGCUCUCCCCGGCCGCCCCAGAGCGUCGCGAUGCUCUCCCAGGACGCCCCGGAGCGUCGCGAUGCUCUCCCCGGCCGCCCCGGAGCGUCGCGAUGCUCUCCCCGGACGCCCCGGAGCGUCGCGAUGCUCUCCCCGGACCCCCCAGAGCAUCGCGAUGCUCUCCCCGGACUCCCCAGAGCGUCGCGAUGCUCUCCCCAGCCGCCCCGAAGCGUCGAGAUGCUCUCCCUGGACGCCCCGAAACGUCGCGAUGCUCUCCCCGGACGCCCCGGAGCGUCGCGAUGCUCUCCCCAGACGCCCCGGAGCGUCGCGAUGCUCUCCCCGGACGCCCCAGAGCGUCACGAUGCUCUCCCCGGACGCCCCAGAGCGUCGCGAUGCUCUCCCCGGACGCCACAGAGCGUCGCGAUGCUCUCCGCGGACGCCCCGGAGCGUCGGGAAGCUCUCCCCGGACGCCCUGGAGCGUCGCGAUGCUCUCCCCGGACGCCUCGGAGCAUCGCGAUGCUCUCCCCGGACGCCCCAGAGCGUCGCGAUGCUCUCCCCAGCCACCCCGGAGCGUCGCCAUGCUCUCCCCAGACGCCCCCGAGCAUCGCGAUGCUCUCCCCAGACGCCCCGGAGCGUCGCGAUGCUCUCCCCGGACGCCCUAGAGCGUUGCGAUGCUCUCCCUGGACGCCCCGGAGCGUCGCGAUGCUCUCCUCGGAUGCCCCAGAGCGUCGCGAUGCUCUCCCCGGCCCCCCCGGAGCGUCGCGAUGCUAUGGAGCGUCGCGAUGCUCUCCCCGGACGCCCCAGAGCAUCGCGAUGCUUUCCCCGGACGCCCCAGAGCGUCGCGAUGCUCUCCCCAGCCGCCCCGGAGCGUCGCGAUGCUCUCCCUGGACGCCCCUGAGCGUCGCGAUGCUCUCCGCGGACGCCCCAGAGCGUCGCAAUGCUCUCCCCGGCCGACCCGGAGCGACGCGAUGCUCUCCCCAGCCGCCCCGGAGCGUCGCGUUGCUCUCCCAGGACGCCCCAGAGCGUCGCGAUGAUCUCCCCGGACGCCCCAGAGCGUCGCGAUGCUCUCCCCGGACGCUUCGGAGCGUCGCGAUGCUCUCUUUGGCCGCCCCAGAGCGUCGCGAUGCUUUCCCCGAAGGCCCUAGAGCGUCACGAUGCUCUCCCCGAACGCCCCAGAGCGUUGCGAUGCUCUCCCCGGACGCCCCCGAGCGUCGCGAUGCUCUCCUCGGACGCCCCAGAGCGUCGCGAUGCUCUCCCCGGACGCCCCAGAGCGUCGUGAUGGUCUCCCCAGCCGCCCCGGAGCAUCGCGAUGCUCUCCUUGGACGCCCCAGAGCGUCGCGAUGCUCUUCCCGGCCGCCCCAGAGCGUCGCGAUGCUCUCCCCGAACGCCCCAGAGCGUUGCGAUGCUCUCCCCGGACGCCCCGGAGCGUCGCGAUGCUCUCCCCGGACGCCCCAGAGCGUCGCGAUGCUCUCCCCGGACGCCCCAGAGCGUCGCGAUGCUCUCCCCAGCCGCCCCGGAGCGUCGCCAUGCUCUCCCCAGACGCCCCGGAGCGUCGCGAUGCUCUCCCCGGACGCCCUAGAGCGUCGUGAUGCUCUCCCCGGACGCCCCAGAGCGUUGGGAUGCUCUCCCCGGACGCCCCAGAGCGUCGCGAUGCUCUCCCCAGCCGCCCCGGAGCGUCGCGAUGCCCUCCCAGGACGCCCCGGAGUGUCGCGAUGCUCUCUCCGGACGCCCCAGAGCGUCGCGAUGCUCUCCCCAGCCGCCCCAGAGCGUCGCGAUGCUCUCCCCGGACGCUUCGGAGCGUCGCGAUGCUCUCUUUGGCCGCCCCAGAGCGUCACGAUGCUUUCCCCGAAGGCCCUAGAGCGUCACGAUGCUCUCCCUGAACGCCCCAGAGCGUUGCGAUGCUCUCCCCGGACGCCCCGGAGCGUCGCGAUGCUCUCCCCGGACGCCCUGGAGCGUCGCGAUGCUCUCCCCGGACGCCUCGGAGCAUCGCGAUGCUCUCCCCGGACGCCCCAGAGCGUCGCGAUGCUCUCCCCAGCCGCCCCGGAGCGUCGCCAUGCUCUCCCCAGACGCCCCCGAGCAUCGCGAUGCUCUCCCCAGACGCCCCAGAGCGUCGCGAUGCUCUCCCCGGACGCCCUAGAGCGUUGUGAUGCUCUCCCUGGACGCCCCGGAGCCAUCGCGAUGCUUUCCCCGGACGCCCCAGAGCGUCGCGAUGCUCUCCCCAGCCGCCCCGGAGCGUCGCGAUGCUCUCCGUGGACGCCCAAGAGCGUCGCGAUGCUCUCCGCGGACGCCCCAGAGCGUCGCAAUGCUCUCCCCGGCCGACCCGGAGCGAGGCGAUGCUCUCCCCAGCCGCCCCGGAGCGUCGCGUUGCUCUCCCAGGACGCCCCAGAGCGUCGCGAUGAUCUCCUCGAACGCUCCAGAGCGUCGCGAUGCUCUCCCCGGACGCUUCGGAGCGUCGCGAUGCUCUCUUUGGCCGCCCCAGAGCGUCGCGAUGCUUUCCCCGAAGGCCCUAGAGCGUCACGAUGCUCUCCCCGAACGCCCCAGAGCGUUGCGAUGCUCUCCCCGGACGCCCCGGAGCGUCGCGAUGCUCUCCUCGGACGCCCCAGAGCGUCGCGAUGCUCUCCCCGGACGCCCCAGAGCGUCGCGAUGGUCUCCCGAGCCGCCCCGGAGCGUCGCGAUGCUCUCCUUGGACGCCCCAGAGCGUCGCGAUGCUCUUCCUGGCCGCCCCAGAGCGUCGCGAUGCUCUCCCCGAACGCCCCAGAGCGUUGCGAUGCUCUCCCCGGACGCCCCGGAGCGUCGCGAUGCUCUCCCCGGACGCCCCAGAGCGUCGCGAUGCUCUCCCCGGACGCCCCAGAGCGUCGCGAUGCUCUCCCCAGCCGCCCCGGAGCGUCGCCAUGCUCUCCCCAGACGCCCCGGAGCGUCGCGAUGCUCUCCCCGGACGCCCUAGAGCGUCGUGAUGCUCUCCCCGGACGCCCCAGAGCGUUGGGAUGCUCUCCCCGGACGCCCCAGAGCGUCGCGAUGCUCUCCCCAGCCGCCCCGGAGCGUCGCGAUGCCCUCCCAGGACGCCCCAGAGUGUCGCGAUGCUCUCCCCGGACGCCCCAGAGCGUCGCGAUGCUCUCCCCGGCCGCCCCAGAGCGUCGCGAUGCUCUCCCAGGACGCCCCAGAGCGUCGCGAUGCUCUCCCCGGCCGCCCCUGAGCGUCGCGAUGCUCUCCCUGGACGCCCCUAAGCGUCGCGAUGCUCUCCCCGGACGCCCCAGAGCGUCGCGACGCUCUCCCCAGCUGCCCCGGAGCGUCGCGAUGCUCUCCCCAGCCGCCCCGAAGCGUCGAGAUGCUCUCCCUGGACGCCCCGAAACGUCGCGAUGCUCUCCCCGGACGCCGCGGAGCGUCGCGAUGCUCUCCCCAGACGCCCCGGAGCGUCGCGAUGCUCUCCCCGGACGCCCCGGAGCGUCGCGAUGCUCUCCCCGGACGCCCCAGAGCGUCACGAUGCUCUCCCCGGACGCCCCAGAGCGUCGCGAUGCUCUCCCCGGACGCCACAGAGCGUCGCGAUGCUCUCCCCGGCCGCCCCGGAGCGUCGCGAUGCUCUCCACGGACGCCCCGGAGCGUGGCGAUGCUCUCCGCGGACGCCCCGGAGCGUCGCGAUGCUCUCCUCGGACGCCCUGGAGCGUCGCGAUGCUCUCCCCGGACGCCUCGGAGCAUCGCGAUGCUCUCCCCGGACGCCCCAGAGCGUCGCGAUGCUCUCCCCAGCCGCCCCGGAGCGUCGCCAUGCUCUCCCCAGACGCCCCCGAGCAUCGCGAUGCUCUCCCCAGACGCCCCAGAGCGUCGCGAUGCUCUCCCCGGACGCCCUAG